This is a messenger RNA of Porites evermanni, 9841 nucleotides long. NCBI's taxonomy places the organism in Eukaryota, Metazoa, Cnidaria, Anthozoa, Scleractinia, Poritidae. The record is from the annotation of a GenBank genome assembly.
AUGGUCGAAGACAAUGUCAGGGGGUUUAAGUUGGGGAUUUCAUUUGAUAUAAUUAUAAAAUAAUAUUUAGCAUACUUGUAUUAACUAAUUAUUAUUAAAUAAUUUCUUAAAAAGUAAAUUCUUGAAUUUUAGAUAAGAUAAUUGCCUGGGUGAAAAUUAACGCAAGAGCUCGCAGACUAAUGCUGCAGAAUCUCUGAGAUUUCUGACAGUAACUCAUGGGAACUGAAAUUAUGUGAAUGAUCAAGCCCACAGUUUGGCACUAUGGACACAGACAUUACUACUUGCUGUCUACGAACUGUAUUUCCAGGGGUAUUAGCUAGCCUAAAACUCUUUUAUAGAAAACAUCGGGCCGAACUCAAAGCAAUCUCCCCUCCAUAAACCUUGUCAUCAUAUCCUGAGGGUGAUACUAACAAUAGCUUGUUCCAGGCAUGAUAAAUCUGAGAACAGCAUGAGAGGAAAACAGACGGAAGGAAGGGGUGGGGAGGGGGCUCUGCUCCAGUCCCCAAUAUUUGAUAUCUAAGAACAGGAUAUGAUUACAGUCAGUCAAGUGUAUCAAACAAACUAUUAACAAACGUGAGGUAAAGUCAACAGAAGAGAAGGGGAUGGGGUGGGGCUCAGCUCCAUUCCCCAAUGACUGAUAUCUAGGAACAGGAUAUGAUUACAGUCAAUCAAGUGUAAUUUCAAACAAGGUAUUAACAUACGUGAUCAGAAGUUUAUCUAAUUUAUAGGAAGCAGAAUUUUCAGCCAUUUGCAGUAACACACCAUUCCUUUUCAAAGCUUUUGUAUAACAGAAAAGAGGAUAAUUUACUUAAGAAAAAUUUUGCACAAACUCUUUCAUUUUGUUUUUCAUAAGUCUGAACAGUCAAGUAAAAAAUCAUUUUUAUGAUAGUACGUACUCCAGUUAACAGGUCACAGUAACAUUAGCCAUUUCUGCCUUUCCUUGAAAUUGAGUCUUGAUCAGUCAUUAGUCGUUUAUUCAUGAGUAAAACGCUUUUCAUUCACGUGCAAAUUUUUUAACACAUCUUUACGUAAAAAGAUGUGCACUGAACACGCGCUUUCAUAAAGAGGGUAAGGACUUUGAAAUAAAAUAGGCUAAUGUACUGCAAGAGAAAUGUAGAAAAUUCAAUGUUGCUUUUAAGCCAGAUCUCUUCAUGAAUAUUAAUUUCUCUUCAGAAUAGGAUAGUAACGGAAACAAUUUUGCACUGUUUGUCUUUCCCCUGCAGGAAUAUGUAGUGGACCUUUUCAUGGCUACUUCAGCACCAUCACCGCUGGCCAGUUCUGUGGAGAAGACAAAUGGAGCCAAGCUCAGCAGGCUUCUCAUCGAUGGUGGAACAACAGUUCUUAGGAAGAUUUUUGAUGGCCAUCAUCCUCCUGCAAACUUAAUUACUGACUUAAAUGCUAAUUACCCCAUUCUUAACAAUCUCUUACGUCGUCGAGUUCUAAAUGGCCAUCAGUGGGACAAACUAUUUCCACCUGGUGGAGUCCCUCCAGACUCCAACACCUUUGACAUCACUCUUUUGUUUCUCCUUCUGACUAAGAUUUGUGGACUAACCCCUCCCCCCUCAGGAUGGCAUACUAAACCACCCUCAAGUGACACGUCUCAUGAGGCUAACCUUGCACGUGUUAAGUUCUAUCGCAAUAUCUUGUAUGGUCAUGUGACAACCACUGGUGUUGAUACAUCAACUUUCUCUUCUCUGUGGACUGAAAUUAGUGGUGUUCUUGUGAGUCUUGGUCUCGAUCAGGCGGAAGUGGAUAGGUUGAAGGCAGAGAAAGGUGGAGAGCAAGAUUAUAUUGACGUGUUGAUUGAGUGGGCUGUUAGGGAAGAGGACAUUAAGUCACAGUUGGAGAAUUAUCGUCAGGCCCAAGCCAAGAUACAACAAAGCGUUGAAGAACUGGGUCUAAGCUUGAAAGGAGUUAAGGUAGGUGUCGAGGAAAUAAACGAAAACUUGGAUUGGUUAAAAGGCGAAAAAGACAAGAACAAGUCAGAAGAGGUCCUUCAAAAACUUGCUAAGUCGGAAUUCAGGGGAGAUAUUGAGUAUCACUUACAAAGAUUUCAAGACGGCACCCGUGAGUGGGUCUUUGACAGAGUUCAGAACUGGCUGAAUGACAGAAGCUCUCAAAACCGCGUGAUGGUGAUCAGUGGAAAUGCAGGAAUGGGAAAAUCAGUCAUUGCAGCUGUGAUUUGCAAGAGAAUGCAACAAGCUGGCAGACUAUCAGGAAGCCAUUUUUGUCAGUAUAACAAUGUACGCUACUGUAAGCCUCAGUUGAUGAUUCAGUCAUUAGCUUGUCACUUGUCCCAUGCCCUGCCAGAGUACAAGCGAGCCCUCGGGGAACAGCUGUCAAGAAAUCUGGGUACAGAUCUCAACAACAUGGGUGUGGAGGAGUUAUUUGCGUUGCUUUUCAAGGAACCUCUUAGUGCUGUAGGUGACCCAGGAAGAAACAUGCUCAUGGUGAUAGAUGGCUUGGAUGAAAGCGAAUAUCAAGGACGGAGUGAGCUUCUUAAUGUGAUUGCAAAUCAGUUUUGUAAGCUUCCUAUUUGGAUUCGUUUUCUUGUCACGACGCGUCCUGCCUUAAACAUUGCAGAGAGACUGAAACAUUUGAAGCCACUUGAACUGCAGUCUGAUGGUGAAGACAAUCUUGAGGAUGUCAGAGUAUUUUGUCUGAAAAGGCUGGAACGUGUUGUCAAACCAGCGAAUGUGGGCGAGUUAGUGGAACGACUAGUUUUGAAAUCUGAAGGACUGAUGUUGUACGCCCAUUUUCUCAUUUUGUCGACUACUGAAAGUGCAUCAAUUUCCCACGAGAGAGACCUUGUCGGCAGUUCACCCUUAGGAAUUUUUGCCGUGUAUCAUUCCUAUUUUAAACGUUUGGGACGUGAACUCAUAAAUGAACAUAACAUCAGGGAAGAACAUUUCCUAAAUCUGUUGUCUUCCAUUACCGCUUCAAGGGAACCCCUGCCAGUGGGUUUUGUUUCUAAAGUAUUUGUAUCAAGUUCUAAUUCACCACUAACAAAGCGUAAAGUACACAGCGCCUUAGGCAGUGUGUCUGCACUUCUUCCUAUCCGUGACGAUUGUCUUCACGUCAUCCACAAGUCAGUUAAAGACUGGUUAACUGACAUUUCAUGUCAUGGGGAGCAUGAAUUCAUCAUGGAUGAAAACGAGGGUCAUCGUUUACUUGCGGACCUCUGCAUUGAAGAGCUUGAAAAUCUGAAGCUUAAAGGUGUCGAUAACCUACAGUUUGGCGCCACUGAGAGGUACGCUUUGUAUCAUGGUGCACAUCACAUGCUACACGAAGGCGUCAAGAGAGAGCCACAUAAACUGGACGAACUGACUAAAGCCUACAUUAUUGAUUUAGAAGUAGUGUAUGCCAAGACCUUCGUGAACAGCACAAUAGCGGCUGAAGACCUUUUGUGGCUUAACGAGCAGGGGAUUUUUACAUUGUUAUCAAAAGAUAACCAAAGUAUUGUGGACGCCUUGUUGUUCGUAUUGAGGAAGAACAUCCGUUUGCUUACAGAUAACCCUCGUACGUUUCUUCAAACCAUACUUAACCAAGGAGGAAAAGUGUUGACUGUUGAAGCGUCGAAUCUUUUGCGAAAUAAGUAUCCUGAAAUACCAUAUAUGGAGGUUGUUCAUAAGGAGACGCAGCAGGGAGGUGUUUUAGCGCGAUUUGAGUGUCUAUCUGAUGUGAUCUGUUUGGACGUCUCUCCACAGUUGGAUUAUAUGGUGUGUGAAUGUGAUGACGGAAUACUGCAGCUGUGGUCACUCCAGACUGGCAGGCUAGUGUGGACACGUCCAGUCUUAGUAGAGAAGAGUUUCAAGAGGAGCUGGUUGGGCCACAAGAGUAGAAAAUUACCUUCAAUCAACGCGUUGUCAUUUUUCCGCUCAGUUGUUUUUCACCCUACAAAGGAAUGUAUUUUACCUGGGAUUCUAAGUCAGGCCUAUACUAUGGACGGAAACUUGAAACCGCUCUUUCUCGGAAGUAACUGUAGAUUCUCAGUUUGCUCUAUUUCCGGGGACAAGGCCAAGAUUCUAACUAAUUGUCUUGAGAGUUCUAAAGGCCUUGUCAUGUGGAGUUUGGAAAAUGGCUCAGAGGUUGAUCGAAUCCUCGUAAAUGAAGACAUUUUAUCUUUUGCAUGGUCUGGUGAUGGAAGGUUUCUUGUAAUCUCACAUUCUUCGGGGGUGAUUAGUUUGUAUGAUGUGAUGUGUAAUUUCAGAAAACUAACACAAAUGGCUACCCCAGAAGUAUGGGGCAUGGUAAAGUUUUCACCUGAUCAUCGAUUCAUUUUUGGUUACGCUGUAAAAAAUGACGUCAUAAACAAAUACUCCUUUUUUUGUCUCGAGGUUGUAAAGGAAGCAAACAACACGUUUUCGUUAACGAUUGUGUCUGGUGAUUCUGAGGCUUUUGAAUCCUUUAAUGAUUGUGGGUUUUUAUUUGGCGAUCUUAUUUCCACAAAAGGUCAUAAGUUUGGAUUGACGUUUGGUCUUGACAAGCAACGUCUGCUACGUUCCUCUUUGAAAGCAAUAGAAAUGGUGGAUACCAAAUACGUAAACAGAAACGAUCAAGGCGUAGAUACUGAAGCUUCUGGGAUAGCACUCAGUUUGGAUGGUCAGACCGUGUUUGUUGCUAGGGUUGCAUCAUCAGUCACUGCUUAUGACGUGUCGAGUGGGAAGCUUAAAGCUGAGAUAAACUACUGGCCUUUACCGUACCGUCCGUUGUGUCCUGUUAGUGGUGGAGUCCUAAUCUUAACGAAUAAAAGCACUGUUGAGUUGUGGAGUGGUAACCUCGCUGGACCAAUCAAAAGGUGGAUCAACUUGCCUGGAGUCAAACAGCUGAUCCCUAUAUCAGAGGAACGAGUAGCAGUCGUAGGAGACGUUGAUGUGAAAGUCCUAGAUACAAGCAGUGGAAUAGUUGUAUCAACAAUCCCAGUUUUACAAGGAAGAGUUCUUACCUGCAACAAUAAAUGUCAGCUGUUAAGUGAUACCACAUUUGAAGGUUCUGGUCCUUGGUCUCUUCAGCUUUUGGAUGGCGAAACAGUUGUUUGGAGAAAGAAAGACAUUGGAAGGUUCUCUGUCUCUCAUAAUUUUAAUAAGGCUGUGGCUUUCUCAACUAUGGAACAGUUCCUUGUUGUUGGCACGACUGACGGCCUCUUAGUCUUGGAUGCCGAAACAGGAAACACGCUCCGUACUUUAGGUCUUUCAUUUUCCCUUUUUCUUCAUUGCACGUUUAUCAGUGACGACACAUGUGUUAUUUCUGCUCGUGAUUUAACUGUUCAGAUGUUUAACGUCAAAUCUGGUGAACUUCUAACUGGAAUUGAUGUGGAAAGUGAGGCGAUCUGUUUAGCAGCCUGUCCCUUCAAUCGUGUUCUCGCCAUCGGCCUGAGGAACUCCACACCUAAUUUCAAAGUUAUCAGGGUGCAUUUGUCGCGGGGCGAAGGCGAUGGAAACAUGGAAAGGUAAACUGACAGUAUUUGAGUGAGAAUUAUUUUUUUUGCUUGAAGGCUUGCCCUAAAUGUUAGUGAUUUAUCUCUUUUUUUGUCCAUACCUUUACGGUGGAUUCAUUUGCAGCAUACGCGUAUAACCAGGCUAUUUGCUCGUGAGAAGUUUUGUUUUAAUGGGCAAAUGCGUUGGUUAUACGCAUAUGCUGUAAAUGAAUUUGUCCUCUGAAUGUUGUCCAACGCAGAUGUAACGAUACUAGCCUCCCCUGCAGACAUUCUUAGGUGUGCGUCACGCGUUCCUUCGUGGGGAAGGAACGCGUGACGCACACCUAAGAAUGUCUGCGGUGGAGGCUAUAACGAUACCUUAUUUCUUAUUUUUUUAGUGGUCACUCUGGAACCACAUUGUACAAAGAGGAGAGAUUAGAUCCACCAGAGCAAGUAUGUUUCCGCGUAGGUUAUGGUAUAAACUAUGUAGAAACAUUUAAAUAUGGAUAUGAAUGUUUAAUAGAUUCAAAUCGCACUAAGAACAAAUAUUUCUUUUUAGCUAUGGGGAAGUCUGGUUAAAUAUUCAACUUUUUAAUUGACUUUAAAAUAUGUCAUGAAUCAAUAAAUAUUCUACAACUAUCCCCUGAAGGGGAGGUGAAUAGCGGUGGAUAUAUAUAUCGAGACGCGAAGUGCCGAGGUAUAUAUCUAGCGCUGCUCACCGACCUUGAGGGGGACAGUUGUUUUAGUAUUUACCAAAUCGGUUGGAUAAAAAAAUGAAAAAAAGUACCUUUUUGUAAACUAAAAAUGUCAGUGAAAAGGAAAUUUUUUUAUAAUUUACAAACAUUCUGGGAAUUUUUUCAAGUGUAUUUUUACGAUUUUGUUGCAAAUUCAGCAUGAAAACAAUUUUCUACCUAUACCAGUAGACAUUUACAAGGCAAAGUUAGUCGCUUUCUUGGUAUUUGUUUGUACGACUGCUUCAUUUAUCGCUCAAAUUUCGUGCUCCGAAAAUGUCUCGAAGCGAGACGCCAUCUUGGCUCCGGUCACAAAACAGUGAAUAACCAAUAGUCAAGGAUAUUCCGAGUUACGGGAGCCAGUCAAAACGCGCGAAAAGUGCUAUUCGCCGAUUUGGUAAAUACUAAAAUUAAAAUCAAUUUUUAGUUAUAAUAUUGGACAAAACGACAAUGGUCAAGGAAGAUCGAUUAGCCUUCAUCAGAAAGUGUUUCCAGGCGAGUUACUGAGUUGGAGGGAAAGCAAAAGAAAUGGAAGAUCGAAGGGUGAACGAGGAGGAGGGGAGGAAACGCUUGCCCGAAAAUCCCGCGAUUCUGGAAAACGCCCCUUGAUAUUUCACGGUUUGGUUCAUUUGUAAAUUGACAGUUUGUCAAACUGUAGCAACUAGUAACGUGCAUAACAGACAGAGUAGAUUCACGCAAAACGUGGGAACAAAUUUGGGUCUAAUACGGGGUGUCCGCUUAACGUACUUGAGCCUAAUACGGGUUACAUUUAUUCCAGAAUAACCAACAAGCCAAUGGAAUAGAAGGAGAACAGCGAUCUGAAAAUGAGCAAGAGGUAAUUAAGGAUAGUAACUAGCAGUCACUGAAUAUGGCUGAGAACGAGAUGAAAAAUAAUACACUUAAAAGCAUGCUUACUUCGAUCGAUGUUAUCAUAACUAGGAGGGAAGAAUCCAAAAUUCGCGAUAGAACGAGAUAUAGACUAGCACAUAUUCGGCCUCAAAUGCCAGUUAUCAUCAGUGCUAUUUUUACUGUGCUUGUUACGUUUUAGGAAAUAGUGUGACUAUCUUUGUUUUUUGCAAAACAAAUCAACUGCACCACGCCUUCUGUUAUCCUUUUUCAGAACAAUUAUCCUGAGAGUGCCUUAUGUUUUAGGAUUUCGGAAAUAGCGCUGGGAUUUAGGCCAAUGCGAAACGGAAAAAUAUUUGAACGAAUAAUUAACAAUUAAUGAAUGAGACUGAGUAUCUUAUGAAGAAUUGUGGAGAUCGGGGAGGGUGUUAUCCGUCGAGGCCGUUGGCCGAGGCGGAUAAUACUCUCCGAGAUCUUCAUAAUUCUUCAUAUGAUACGAAAGCCGAAUUCAAUAACUGUUUUAUUAUUCAUUCAAUUAAUUCCUAGUUUAAAAACAUGGCUGAAACAUGCUUACCUCCAUCGAUCCAUCGAUGAAGUUCAUCUUCGAUAGUGCACGUUUAGGUUUGUCCAGCUCCGCAAAUAUUCUCCAAAUAGAAAAAUUCUUGCCAGGUUUUUAGCUAUUUUUUCGCCUAGUUCUUACUCUUGAAACAAGUGAAAUGUCCGCCAUUUUUCAAGUUCACAACCAAAACAAUAACUCAACCUCGUUCCCAGGUCUUCUCGGUUAACGGUGCGUUAACCUGCGAAAACACUGCAUUUUUUACGUCAUUUCCUCGUUAAACACAAAAUUCUUCCAAAUUUGGUAAUCAGUAACUGGUUAUGGUGAAUUAAACGUGUGGAUUUAGUCAAUCAGAAUCGGGAAAAUAUUUUGAAUGAAUAAUAAUCGGCAGUUAUUGGUUGAGGUCAAGUAUGAUAUUGAGAAUUUUGCAGAUCGAAGUGUGUGUUAUGCGCCUCAUUGGCAUGAGUGUUCACAUUCAUAUGAAAGCCAGCUGAAGCCAUUGGUUUUCAUUACUUUUUUUUCUUUCAAUAUGUUUUAUAAGCUGUGUUUGUCAUAGCUCGAGAAAAUAGCAGAAGAUUCUCCACGUCAAAACAAGAAAGAUGCUAAUUAAUAUUUUUAAAUAAAUACCCCUUCAUAUCUUAUAACUGCCAAAAAACGCGCAAUUGUUAUGAAGACGUAAGCUUUCCAUAGAUCGAGGUAAGCAUGUUUCAAGUUUUAGUAGCUACCUCGCCUUCUGUUGAUCCUUAUUCGGGUAGCCUCACGAGUGAGCAAGGUUAAAAGUGAAACAGGCAAGAUCUUAACCAAUCAGGAUUGGUCACUUUGUGCGUGCAGGAACAAACGAAAUUCCUUUAACCAAAAUUAUUACAGUUCGUACAGUCUCUAUGUGAUCUUGAUGAUCACAUGAACUUGAUGUCUAAGUUGGAUUUCUCAAAUUUUACAUUAUAAUCGUGCAAAUACAUGUAAAUACAUUUUGCUUAGUUUUAACAUAAUUAUGUAAUAAUCUCGUGAUCUACUCUUUGUUUUAAGAAUUUUUAACUGUGUAUAUAUUUUUAUAUAGGUUUCUUUAUGAGAAAUCUUCUCUUUCUAUUAUUAUUUUUAUUUUAUUUAUUUAUUUUUCGUGGCAGGUCUGUAAAGUAGCUAAUUAGCUAAGAACAUUGACCACGUUAAAUAAAGGUUAUUGUUAUUAGUAAUGGUAACAGGACUGAGUGGAGUCCAAUUCGGUCUGUAAUCAUAAGAGUGAUUAACAAAAACGGACGACCGCGUAGCGGGAGUCCGAUUUGUUUAAUCACGAGUAUGAUUACAGACUGAAUGGGACGACACGAAGUUCUGUUACCAAUUAAUCAUAACUUUAACAAAAUUUGUGAUAUAUAAGCCCUUUUUUAAAAUCAAAACAGAAGAAAUUCCAAUUUUUUUAAUGCUAGUAGUGAAAAAAAGCCAUUUAAGCGCGCGCGUGAUGGCGCGUACUGUCCAAUUACUUAGGCACGACGCGUACUGUCCUAUUAAACUGUCCAAUUAAGGCUGAAAUCAGGGCAGUUGAUAGCCAAUCAGAUUUGAGAAUUUUGUUAUAGUUAUGAUUAUUAUUGUUAUUUCAAAUUUUGAUUUUUUUAAAGAAUGUGUGGCGAUGUACAAAGUAUCUCCUAACUUGUAUUGAAACGAUUCGAAAAAAAAAUUGCUUACACUUUGUGUGUUGCAUAAACUAGUGCUGUUUCCUUCUGGAGUCCGGGGCACUUGGAGCUGAAAGCCCAUGUAUUCCAUAAAAAUGGUCCAAAAUCCAGCUGAAAAUCGCCAAAAUGGUCUGCAUCAGACUUGCCUGUUACCUUAAAAUAUAGCAGAGCACUUGUGACACCCGUUAUGUAAUCAGAUUUCGGCAUGUUAUAUGGUAUAUUACUUUUCCAAAGCUGAAAAAUGUAAUUCGUUAGCUCUAACUGAUUGCGUGAAUGCUUUUUUUUUAGGCUAGCAGGAAUUCUCAAGUUGAGAAAAAAAGCUGGUGAGUCUUCUUGUAAAUGGUUUUUUGUUGGUUUUUCAUUGUUUCCCUCAACUGAAUUCAGCUGUGUUCGUUGGGUUGGGAAAUGUUUAAUGAAAAAUCGAUUGAGUUCCUCAAGCUCUUUUUACCUUCUAGCUCUCAUUAUUGCAAGGCUAUGUCUUUAAUAUCCCUAUAGAUGAAUUGUUUAACUGUUCCAGCUUUUUGUUAUGAUGCAGAUAAAGGUGCGAUAGUUUCUUCCAAAGUUCAUGUAUAUUAUCUCUGUUUCAUUUUCAGCUGUAUGCUUGUUUGAUGAAAGCAAAAGAAGAUAG